AUGGUUUUGCGGAGCAGCGGAUUGCACAUAUCCCAAGUUGGAGGUGGUGACCAACGAGGAAAAAUGAGUUGCAUGCCAGCGUCCACAAAGCCUCUAGCAUGCUUUCUGCGAACUCACGACGAAGUCAUGGUAGAAAGGUGCAAUAGGCCGACAGUGGCCAGGUUUGCGCACUUCAAACUGUUGAGGUCCUCUUCGGUUGGUUCCACCAGGCCGGGGAACGAACCAAGAAACAUGGAGGUUGUGAAUCUUCACACUUUUGGCAUUCCAUUACCACGGUUGGCGGAUUUGCUCCGCCUGGACGGUGAGCCUCAACUGAAAGAAACAUCCUGGAAGCGGCUGCAUCCCGUCCGGGAAGAGUACGACGAUUGGAGUCCCACUGACUGGACAACCCUAGCGUCUCUCCCAACACCACCAAUAGAAGACGAUUGGGCCGACUGGUUCAGGACGAAUAACCCCGCCUACUCGGACAACUAUGACGGACCCUAUCCCCUACCUCUCUCGUAUCCUUUGCCCCACGUGUACUUUUUUGCAUAA
Messenger RNA from Seminavis robusta, 534 nucleotides. Lineage: Eukaryota; Bacillariophyta; Bacillariophyceae; Naviculales; Naviculaceae. The record is from the annotation of a GenBank genome assembly.